Messenger RNA from Maudiozyma barnettii, 2064 nucleotides. RefSeq names its product mRNA splicing protein SPP382 (gene SPP382). Gene Ontology annotation, biological process: spliceosomal complex disassembly. The record is from RefSeq and is a predicted model, not a curated record. Gene Ontology annotation, molecular function: nucleic acid binding. Bases 1 to 2064 code for a protein of 687 amino acids. The transcript has a single exon. Gene Ontology annotation, cellular component: U2-type post-mRNA release spliceosomal complex. NCBI's taxonomy places the organism in Eukaryota, Fungi, Ascomycota, Saccharomycetes, Saccharomycetales, Saccharomycetaceae.
AUGGAAAAGCGAAAGUCAGCUUAUCCUAGUGAAGUAGCGCCGACAAAGAAACAUCAUAUACAGGGCAAUGACAAAGAGGGCAAACUAAAACAGCGAUAUGGGAUUGGUGCUCAGCUACUUUCCAAAAUGGGAUAUGUUAGUGGUAAAGGGUUAGGUGCCGAUAGUUCAGGUAUAGUAAAUCCCAUUCAAACUGAGAGUGCGUCAUCCCCAGCUUUCCAGAGAGCUGGUCUAGGUAUGUUGUCAAUGACACAGUCUAUAAAUGAUGACUAUAGUAUAAGUUCCUCUGAUGAAGAUGUGAAAUAUUCUACGCAAGCCAAACCAGUUUCGUUUAAAAAGUCUGAAAAAAUAGAGUCUAUGAGUCUUGAGAAAGGUGGUCGUAAAGAUGUCACCGGACUUUUGAAUGAAUUGGACUUAAACUCAGCAAUCGAUUAUUUUAACUCGGACACCCCUGUCCUGUUAACUUUGAAAGAAAAUAUCAAUGAAAUGGAUGACAACACUUUCUUUCAAAGAAGAAGUAAGCUGAAGUUGAAUUUAACUGAAAUGAGUGGUACGCUAAACAGAUUAAGUCUGUUAGACAAUGAAAUUCCUAUAGUAGAAAACGACAUCUAUAACAUCGAAGAAUAUGUUAAAGUUUUGGAAUUCCUUAAAAGUUCAACGCUAUCUGACUUUUCUGAUUCACUUCAUAUGAUUCUUAAGUUGCCAAACGAUGAUACUGUCGAUAAAUUGAUUGCAAACCAGAUACAUAGAACACUUACACAAGUUGCUUGGGAUCCAUUAGACCCUAGUGGUACUAUCUUAAGUUCAUUGACUGAUAUGUUAGAAAAUUUAAGAUAUAGGUUAGAAACGAAUAAGGGUUUUUUGAAUAGAACACAAACAGUAUUAUACGAACUAGUCUUUACUAAAAUGGAAAACUUUUGGAGUACGAUUGAUUUAUCAAGAGGUCGUGAAAGUUAUGAUACGGUUAUCCAAUAUUUAUUGAAUUAUGAGAGUAUAUUGAAAUAUAUUGGUUGUUAUGAUUUUAUUUUAGAGACUUAUAUUACACCACAGCUAAUUAAAUCCGUCAAAGCUUGGAAUCUUACAGACUCUGUCGAUGAGGAUUCUCCCAGACAUUGGCUAUAUGAGCAAAAUACAAUUGCCUCUGAAAAAAUGAUUUCCGCAGCGAAGCAAUUACUAUUUGAUAAAUUUUAUCAGUACUGCUUGAAUUGGGAUUAUAAAACUUCUACUAUACCGAAUUCUUCUGAUUUAAUAUUUAUAAAGAAUUUUCUAAACGAAGAUGAUAGAAUUAAAAACAACUGUAUUAGGAAUUUUGCUAAAACAUUUUUGAAGGAUUAUUUAGAGAAAUACUAUGAUCCAUUAAUUGAACUUGAAGAAUGGAAUGAUGUAAAAGAGAAUAUUGAUGAAGCUGAUUCCAUAGCAGCUGUUAAAACAUUUCGUUCCUACGUUAACCUAUUUGACGCUUCAGAGUAUGAUCUGCUAUUGAAGUUUAUCUUUAAUGAGCUGAACAAGGUUUUAUUCCAGUGGUUGCUGUAUGCUGAUGAUGAAUCUAAGGGAGCCUCUAUUUUCUGGUUCAAUUGGUUUAUAAAUAGUACAUUUUUAGAUCCGUUACCAAAUGAAAAAGAGAUAUUAGAAAUAAAGAAUACCUUUAAGUUUCUAAAUGAAUGGAAGUUAAGCAAUACUAUUAAUCCAAUACAUAAUGAAGACUUCAAUGUAGAGAGAAGUCUAGAGAACAUUUAUGGAGUUGAUAUGGUGUCAGAUGAUGAUAGAAAGGAACCUAUUUAUAAUAUGACAAAUAUCCCUAUGCGUAGGAUUAGGCCAACCUUUCGUGAGAUAGUUGAGGAAUUUUGUGAAGUACAUGGGUUUUUUAUUAGAAAGAUUUCUAAUAAGUAUGCACAUUUGAAAUAUGGGAAAGAUAGUAGCUUAUUGGUCCCCAUAUUUGAGGUUUCAAAUACAAUUAAUGAUAAAAGGAUGAAUAUUGCAAUGAAAGAUGAUAUACUAUGGGCAGAAAAAGAAGAAGGAAAAUAUCUUCCAACAUUUUUAUACAAAAUGACACAUCUGCUUAUAUGA